Seminavis robusta is the source of this 468-nucleotide messenger RNA. Lineage: Eukaryota; Bacillariophyta; Bacillariophyceae; Naviculales; Naviculaceae. The record is from the annotation of a GenBank genome assembly.
AUGAUGAAAGUUGUUGCUCUCCUCGUCGCCUUUUUGGCGACGGCCAGUGCGUUUGCCCCCAUGACUCCGACCAACGCCCCAACCAAGAGUAGCACUGCCGUGUAUUCCCUUUUUGACUCCAUCACGGGUAUGGAUCUGUUUGCUCCCAAGAAAGACCAGAACAAGUACGGCGCCCGCACUGGCAAGAACCUCAAGAUUGGAACCAUUGGUUCUGGAAGCUACGUUCCCGAUGGUCUGACCCAAGCCCAAUACAACAAGAUUCGGGCCGAAGCUGCUUCCAAGAAGGAAGCCAACUACCAGCGCAAUGUUGCCAAGGCUGGAAAGUUCGAAGACUUUACUGAAUUCUACAAGCAGCGAGGAACAUCCGAGGGAGGCUCGUGGUUGAAGGCUGCUGGACGUGGACACAAGUAUGUCAAGACCAAGUAUGACUGGUCUGGAGAGAAGAAGGACACUGCUACUUUCUGGUAA